This is a messenger RNA of Saccostrea cuccullata (small rock oyster), 1895 nucleotides long. RefSeq names its product kelch-like protein 1. The transcript is spliced from 6 exons. The coding region runs from base 16 to 1755 and encodes 579 amino acids. The record is from RefSeq and is a predicted model, not a curated record. Lineage: Eukaryota; Metazoa; Mollusca; Bivalvia; Ostreida; Ostreidae. Gene Ontology annotation, molecular function: protein binding.
AAAGAGUCACCAGCUAUGCUCCCCAUUACAAAUAAAAUAGCACAAGUUAGUAAAUGGAUAGCAGAGAACAAUUGUGUGAAAGUGGACACCGAAGACUGGUCAGGAAACUAUGACUACAGGAACAGGUCGGGUAAUAGUACCCCACCUCCUGCUGCCCCAUCAAGAUCAGGCUACAUCUCCCGCUCAAGUGACCGCGGGCCUCCUCCUGCUGCCCCAUCAAGAUCAGGCCACAGCUCCCGCUCAAGUGACUGUGGGCCUCCUCCUGCUGCCCCAUCAAGAUCAGGCAACAGCUCCCGCUCAAGUGACUGUGGGCCUCCUCCUGCUGUGCCAUCAAAAUCAGGCCACAGCUCCCGCUUAAGUGACUGUGGGCCACCUCCUGCUGCCCCAUCAAGAUCAGGCUACAGCCCCUGCUCAAGUGACUGCGGGCCUCCUCCUGCUGUCCCAUCAAGAUCAGGCUACAGCUCCCGCUCAAGUGACUGUGGACCUCCUCCUGCCCCUUCAAGAUCUGGGCAAAGCAUCUACUUAAGAUAUAGCGGGCCUCAUCCUGUUCCAUCAGGAUCCGGGCACAGAACCAGCUCAAGUUAUAGUGCGCCUCAGUCCAGUUGUAACACUGCAGCAUAUCCUACUGAUGUCCCUCAUCACCACUUUAUACAGUUGGGACAUUACAUCAUGGACAAAUUUCAACAACAGAAAUUAUGCGAUAUGGCCUUUAAAAUAGGCCACAAAAUAAUUCCAGUCCACAAACUUGUGCUGGGUUCGCAAAGCCCCUUUUUUAACAAUCUGUUCGAAGAGGAGGUCUUUUUGCAAGAGGCUGUCACGCCUAAAAUUAUCCGUGUAUCAGGCGUGUCAGAGGAAUCAUUGACAAUGUUUCUGGAGUUUCUAUACUCCGGUACUAUCAACUUAAAAACAACCGUCUUAGCCGACCUUUUGAAAUUGGCACGUGUUUUUAAUUUGCCAAAAGUCAAAUGCCUUUGCCUUAAUCAUCUAAAAGAGGCACGCAGUGAGCAGUUGCUCGAAAUUCUUCCAAUAAUGAGAGCCAUGGAAGAGGUAGAGUACUGCGAUCUUAUCAUGAGACGAAUUGGGAAAAAUUUCAUCAAUGUUAAAGAAUUGCCCUCUUUUUUCGAGUUGGACGUAGAUACUUUGUGUCUUAUCCUAUCACAAGACACAUUGUCCACGGAUUCCGAGUUUGACAUUUUUUGUUCCGCCAUAUCAUGGAUCAACCAUCACAACUUCGAAUAUCGAAUGCAAUAUUUAGAAAAGAUAAUGUCUCAUAUUAGAUUUCCUCUGAUGUCUAGAAAGGAACUUUUCUGCUGUUUUAAAUUAUGUCCUGCAUUAAAAAAUGUCUCCAAAGUUGUGGAGAUGAUUGCAAUGGCCAAUUGGAUUCAGACCUCCUAUUCCUUAAAUGAAGUUGAUCCACUGGAUAACCUAGUACCCAGGGAAAGGAACAACCUACACAGCAGUCAGAGUGUCAGCAGCUACAUGAAAACCAACUGCAGUACUGACGUUGUAAAUGAGCCAGUUAAGGUUGAGGUGAGCCAGAUGCCCCCCAAUUUGGUACAGGACUUCAACUCUCACGCCAGGAUACAGAGUGCCAGCUUCACAUCAACACACUCGGAGGAUCGUGGCUUAUAUGUCACAGUGGAACAGCAUGGCACCUCAAAAAGUAAAACUUUUACACGCAGGAAAGUGAAAGAUAUUAAGAAAGAAAACAACAGGAGAACUGGUAGAAAGAUCCCUCAAGACUCUCCCUUAUGAAAACUGUCUUCUCUGAAUUUUUGAUUCGUUAAUUGUUAUAAAUUGUAUAUUCUCAGUUAUUGUUAAAAUUUAUUUUAUUUGUAUUUUGUUUUCUUCGGUGUUUAUUUUUUUUACUAUCAUAUUUUUUUCAUGUUUCUUUA